Molecule: messenger RNA, 1042 nt
Organism: Schizophyllum commune H4-8
Lineage: Eukaryota; Fungi; Basidiomycota; Agaricomycetes; Agaricales; Schizophyllaceae
Exons: 1
Coding region: 185-871 (228 amino acids)
Source: RefSeq, a predicted model, not a curated record
AUGUCUUUCGCCUUAUAGCAUCUGUGCGCCCACAACUUCCAUCUCUUGCGUUUGAAACGCCUCCGUUCUCGACUGGUCAUUCAAUGCGGUCUCCCAGUUUGUCUGCGACGAACAAAUGACAAUGGCGGGCUGACGUACCGCGAGCUGUGGCCCCGGUCGUCGACUGUCAUACUGCCCGUCAGCCAUGGCAGCGAACUGCGCUCUUCGUGCUCGACGUCUCCCUUCCAUUGUACAUGCUUUUCAUCCUUCCCCUCCUUCCCUCUCCUCCGGAGACCCCAGAUCACCUCCCCCGCUCUUGCCCCGCUCCGUCUCUGCGGAGAACAGCCCCUGCGGAAACCCGACUCUCGGCACGCAGGAUCUAGGCUCUGUUUGUUUGCGUUGCCAUUUGUUUGUCCGUCCCCCCAUCUUCCUCACCAGGCGCGUUUCCACUCUAUUUUCUCGUCGGCAUCUCCCAUCGAUGGACGCAUCUCCUCUUCCGAAUGUACCCCGCCGCACCGCUUUCUCAUACCACACGAGUUUUUCCGCGUCUUUUCGCAGCCAUUGUCAUAGCAGCUAUUACCGCCGCGUUCAAUGUCAUGGCGCCCAUUGGGCAAAUGAAUCCCCCCCCUCCGGUCUCCAUCGCCUCGCGCACAUCAUGACAAGGAAAGUGACGCGUCCAAGCCAGCGAUCCCAAGGUCAAUCCUGGCUCUAUCGCCCUUCCUUUACGCAGAUAUACAGCCUGUUUACUACUCUCGCCGGAGAUGAAUUCUACUGUACGUCUUCGCAUCGCAUUCCUUGUACCUCCCCAUUCUCACCGACGGUUCAGACGCAUAAGCUGCUGCCCCAGGAGCUCGCAAGCUCAAGCUUCAGACUCUCCUCCGGAGUUCAUUGAAAGCUGAGCUUCGCCCCCGGCACCGUAUGCGCAGGAGGUUCUUUGCCACUUCUCUGCCUUCGCGUGCGACGAAGUCGCCCGCAUGGCGCCCACACCCGCCUACACCUUCGACGUCAUCGCCCCUGUUCCUCGCCCGGCGUUUGCCGCGCGCAUUUGUUUGCCUGCCGCGCG